Haliotis rufescens (red abalone) is the source of this 8460-nucleotide messenger RNA. RefSeq lists its product as uncharacterized. NCBI's taxonomy places the organism in Eukaryota, Metazoa, Mollusca, Gastropoda, Lepetellida, Haliotidae. Gene Ontology annotation, molecular function: calcium ion binding. Gene Ontology annotation, biological process: cell-matrix adhesion. The record is from RefSeq and is a predicted model, not a curated record. The transcript has 50 exons. Bases 131 to 7318 code for a protein of 2395 amino acids.
CCGAGGAAGGUUUUAAUCUAAGUCCCAGGUCCGGCAAACCAGAACACUACCACGAUUUACUGGCGCCGGACGCCACUCUCCGAGGAAUUAUACCAUCUACCUGAAUUGGUUACAAAUCCAAACAGAGAAGAUGACAAGAACCCCCCUCCUUCUGUCCGCUGUGGUCGUCAACGCUUUCGUGGUGCUGGUCAUCGCGACGCAAUCAGUGGUCAAGCUUGCUGACGACGAUCAACUAGAAACUCUGCUUGCAACGGACAAUCUGAUUCAAUUCCGCAAGGGCCAUCGAACACGAACAUACCAUGCAAGUGUAAAUACAUCUGUCAGAGAUCCAAGGCUACCCGACACCUCCAGGGCGAGGACGCUCACUCAUGCGCCAAGUCGACUGAUACACGAAGAACUCGAUUUUGAGUUCGAAGACUUCCUGUUGCCCACAGAACACGAUCUUCGCCUCCACAGGCGCAAGCGUCAGGUUAUAACAGAGGAGGGGGGUUCCGGAACUCUGGAUGCAGGAGUUGACACCAAGAUUGUUCUUGAUGUAGCGUUCAGCUCUGGUAUUUCGCCUACAAUCAAGAGUGACGCAGAGACACUGGUGAAAGCCGAGUUUGAUGAACAAGGUGUUGACUAUUCUACAGUCACUGCCGUCGUGUCUGACAAUGGCAACAGCGAGACCAGCGUGGUGUUCACAACUAAAUUCAACUCCGUCAACAAUCGGGUUCUCGUGGCCUACGUCUUCAAGAACUUUAUCUCUGGAUUUAACAUUGGUGCCUACACCCAGACACGAUCACCAACAGUGUGGAACGCGAACAACAUAGAGAAGACCGUAACAUGUUUCCUCUGCCCGUCGACAAGACCCUGUGGAUCAGGGACAUCUUGUCAGGCCAUUUCAACCGCAUCCAGCACAGAUUUAUUUCCCUGGGGAUUCUCCACCAUUGACAAUAAGCUGUCACGAGGUAUCGACGCCAACUCCGAAAGUCGUUUCAUCCGAUCUGGUUUCACCUUCAACACAGCAUCCAAGUCUUACUACUCGGUGGGCGAUAACGGCAUCCUGAGCUUCGGAACAACCCUCAGCGACCCUGCUUAUAACCCCUCUGACUUGGCCAGCAUCGACACCCAACCUGAGGACUUCAUAUGUGUAUUCUGCGCUGACGCCAACCAUCUCUAUGCUGGCACUUCCGCUGAGGUAUUUUACGGCGAAUAUCAGGUCGGCGAUGCAGGAGCCUUUGAAAUCCUUGGGAGAGCGACAAAUGAGGUUCAGGUUGUCGACCCAACGUUUGAGGCGAUGUGGGUCGCCGUAAUCACGUGGUUCGAUGUUCCCUACUUUGAGAGGACAGACAAAACCACCCCAUCAACUCUGCGCAACACAUUCCAAGCCGUUCUGAUCUCUGACGGAAUUGAUUCCUACGUACUCAUCAACUACAAAGACAUGGCAUGGCCCCAGAGCUUCUUGGAUCGUUCUGUCAUUGGUUAUAAGCAUUUAACUGCUGGAAUUCUAAUAAACUACAAGCAAUACAAGACAGAUGGCGACCAAAGGGAAUCUGUUCCCAUGGAUCUAAUCACUGGAAAUACAGGACAAAAUGGCGUGUUUCUUCUGAAAGUUGGAGAACUGGCAGUAGUCGAAGCGUCGAGACAAGCCGCCUUUGAUUGCGGGUCCUGGUACACUACAAACUACCUUUUAAUGUCGGAGUUUCGCCAAUCUCUCGCGAAAAUGGUCUCCUGUCCAUGUGCUGAAGCUCACAUAAAGAAUUACAAGAGUUUCGACGGCCCAACAACCGUAGGAAGUCUGCAAUGCUACGAACUCAUCAAGAACAAGAACAAGCUUGACACACAGCAAUGUUGCUACAGCAAUGAAGUCCUUGACGAAGCUACGAGUCACUACCUCCGCUUCAGAAGCUCAGACAGCGCUCACCAGACUCAGGACAUCGACCCUUACGAUAACUGCUGUGUCCAGAACAGCAUGUGUCAGCUCUUCAGAGACAUGAGGCCUGGAGGAGUUUGUGACACCACCUCCUCAGUAUCUGAAGCCAACGCUGCAGGCGAUCCCCACAUAACCACCUUGGAUGGUUUUGAAUAUUCCUUCAACGGGUACGGCGAAUACCUAUUGUCCGAAAUUACUAACGGAAACUUCACAAUGGUGCUCCAGUGUCGUACGGUCCCGGCUAAAACCCAAACAGGAGACGACUCAAAAGCGACAAUUUUCCAGGGUUUUGGUGUCUCGGAGACAACUGUCGGAGCUUCAUAUCCCGCCAUUUUCUUUGUGGAGAUGAACGUCGACCGUACAAAAAUGAUUAUCUUUGCUAACGGGACUGAUAUCUCGGCACAAUUCGACGAGACGGAUAAUUACAAGAAAGAUUGUGCCUCCCUGGUGGUCAGGAAGGAGGCGGUUAACAAAGUCAGCUUCUACUUCACAGAGUCGGGAAUCUCAAUUGCGAUUAGUAUAAACGCUCAAACCCUAUCCAUCGAGACCAACAUAAACACUUUGUAUAGGGGCCUGGCUAAAGGCUUAAUGGGCAAUUUUGAUCUUGACCAGACAAACGAUCUGGUGAAGAAAACAGGGGAGACAAUUCCAUCGACGUCAACUGAAAGACAGAUCUUUGAAAUGGGGCAAACAUGGCGUGUAACUGAAGCAGAAAGUGUCAUGAGAUACGAAGCAGGCUUAACAUACGCCGCUGCGAACAAUCUGAGCUUUGUGCCAGUGUUCCUGGACGAGAUCGACAGUGCUACAAGGACUAAAGCUGAAGAGGUGUGUGGUGGCACUACCAACAAGCAGUGCAUCCUUGACUUCGCCGCCACCGGCAACCAGGCCCUCGCAGAGUCGACUAAAGCGUUGCAGGUAGCAGCCACGGCAGUGCGAGCCACCCUGGCCAACAGUGCCCCAAAGCUCACCGGCACGGCCCAGGUGAACGCGGAGGUAUCUAAAGCCUCAAGCCUGUCGUACUCCAGCACCGACGCCGAGGGAGAUACCGUCAGAUACGUUGUCGUUGGCACCACCCCCACGGGCCUGAAUCUAAAUGCGGAUAGCGGGGCCGUGGUCUGGACCCCUGCCUCCCUGGACCCUGUCCGGAUUGUUUUGGUAUCGGAGGAUGCUAAAGGUUUGGCUUCUAACCAGAUCGACGUGCAGAUUAACCUGUGUGGGGUCUGUAACAACGGCGGAACGUGCGACUUCACAAAUACCAGAUCUUCCACCACCGCCAAUUCGCCAGACACAUUUAAACUUGCUGCCUGCAAGUGCACAACAGGAUGGGGAGGAACUGAUUGCAACACCGACAAAAAUGGCUGCGAGACUAAGCCGUGUGGAUCUCUCCGAAGUUGCACUGACGUCACUCCCUCAGUUGAGGUGUCUUCCGGAAAGGCUUUCACUUGUGGACCAUGCCCAGCUGGUUACCAGAGCGAUGCCGCCAACGUCAAAUGUGAAGAUGAGAAUGAGUGCCAGAGAAGCUCAUCGCCAUGUCCCGCCAAUUCCAACUGCGCGAACACCGUCGGUAGCUUCACUUGUACGUGCAUCUCUGGCUACCGGAAGUUGACGGACGGAACAUGCGCAGAUAUUGAUGAGUGUGCGGACCGUUCUGACGGCUGUGAACAGAAAUGUGAAAACAUUGAUGCCAGCUACACCUGUAGUUGUCUGCCUGGCUUUAUUCUUAACUCCGACCAGAAGACCUGUGCACAGCAAACAGCGCCACCAAGCUGUUCGGCACAUGGCUGUGCCCACAUCUGCACUGAGGUGAACAGUGCCCCCACAUGCUUUUGUAGGCCAGGCUACAAACUCGCCGUUGACAACAAGGCCUGUGAAGAUAUCAACGAGUGCAACCUUAACCUAUGCUCUCAAACCUGCGUCAACAGUGAUGGUUCCUUCACCUGCUCUUGUGUUGAUGGCUUCAGCCUGGACGCCGAUAACAGAUCCUGCAGCAAAUGUAUACCUCCCAAGUGGGGACCCGAGUGCGGAAACACAUGCCAAUGUCAAGGCCGGGCUUCAGGGUGUGACUCUGUCAAGGGCUGCCAAUGUGUGUCGGGAUGGAGCGGCGUCAACUGCGUCACCAACGUCAACGAAUGUCAAGUAAACCCCAACAUCUGUGGCAGCAAGCAGAUAUGCGUGGACAACCAAGGAAGUUAUAUGUGCAACUGCCCAACUGGUUAUGCCAAGAAUGGAACCGACUGCAUCGAUAUCAAUGAGUGCGCGGCGACCGUCAACCCAUGCCCCGACAACUCGCAGUGCGUCAAUUUAGUGGGAUCCUACGUCUGCAACUGUCUCCUGGGAUACAAUAACGUUGCUGAAAAAUGCGAAGAUAUUAACGAGUGCAGCACGGGUCAGGCAGGAUGUGAUCAGGUGUGCAACAACGCCCCCAGCAGCUACAACUGUGGGUGCAACGACGGAUUCAUACUCAACGACGACAGAAAAACGUGCAGAAAAUUCGGAUCUGACCCUUGUCUUGGCCUAGGCGGAUGCCAAGACUUUUGUGUCAUUGAGAACGGCGCCCCAUCAUGCAGAUGUAACCGAGGUUAUAUUCUAGCCUCUAACAAUAUGGCGUGUGACGAUGUCAACGAAUGCGAAAUCAGCUCAAUGAACACGUGCACAGACAAUACCACGUGUAGAAACAUUCCCGGAGGAUUCAACUGCUCUUGUCUCGCGGGGCAGAAACUUCAAAACGACGAACGGUCAUGUAUAGCCUGCAACGACAACCACUGGGGUUUGAACUGCGCCAACGAGUGCGGCUGCGCUCCUCUGGGUACCGCUAGUUGUGACAAGACGAGCGGCUGUGUGUGUCACAGCGGCUGGACCGGGGACAAGUGUGACCAGGACAAGAACGAGUGCUCCACCGUCACCUGCCAGGCCAACUCCGACUGCCAGAACCUUCCAGGAUCUUACCAGUGUCGGUGCCGAUCUGGCUACUCCCUCUCUGCUGACAACACCACCUGUGACAACAUCAACGAAUGUGCAAACGCUGGUGAUAACGUAUGUACUCAAGACUGUACGGAUACUGACGGGGAUUACACCUGCUUAUGUAGAGCUGGCUUCGUGAUUGAAGGGAAAGGAAACUGCAACGAUAUUGAUGAAUGUACCCUUGGAACAAGCGGCUGCAGUCAGAAUUGCAGGAACACAAUCGGGAGUGUUUCGUGCGAAUGUUUUGAAGGCUACACCAUCGACCCAACCAACACGACCCUCUGCAUUCAGGGUCAAGGUGCUGUUUGUUCCGCUCCUAAAAACACCACCUGUCAGCAAAACUGUCGCCGUCAGAAUGGCACCGACACGUGCUUCUGCAACCCGGGCUAUAUCCUCAACGCAGACGGCCUGAAUUGUGACGAUAUCAAGGAAUGUGACGAAACCCCCCAACGCUGCAGCCAGAACUGUGCCGAACUUCAGGGAUCAUUCAGCUGCUCUUGUAACGAUGGCUACACCCUUGCUGCCGACAAAUCAUCGUGCACUGCUUGUGUCGCGGGCACGUAUGGCGCCAACUGUGCACAGAACUGCAGCUGUGACGCCGCCAACUCCAUCAGCUGUAACGCAACUGACGGCAGCUGUACUUGUAGGACUGGAUGGAAAGGAACGACGUGCACGGAUGACGUAGCAGAAUGUACAGACACCCCCGCCAUUUGCGGCACCAACGGCGUGUGUAACGAGAGGAACGGUUCCUACGCCUGUACCUGCUCUGCCGGCUUCAGCAGGAGCGGUGAUACCUGUAUCGCAUGCGAUUCGAAACAUUUUGGAGCGGAUUGUACCCAAAGCUGUGCAUGUGACUUUACCAGGACGACAUCAUGCAAUCCUCAAAAUGGAACAUGUACGUGCAACCCCGAAUGGACAGGCUCCACUUGUACCGAUAACGUCAACGAAUGCAACAACAGUUCGCCUGUAUGUACCGGAAGCAACGAGCAAUGUCGAGACACCCAGGGGUCAUUUGAGUGCGACUGUACAAGGGGUUACAUCAAAGCUUCCAACAAUACCUGCGUCCCGUGUAACGUUGGUUUCUUUGGUGACGGGUGCUCCACCCAGUGUGAUUGCGUCGCGGGCCAUUUCUCAUCGUGUAACAAUCUGAAUGGGGCGUGCACAUGCAGUGCCGGCUGGAACGACACCAGAUGCGACAACAACAUCAACGAGUGCCUGAACACCGCCACCCCCUUGUGCAACGCCACGUUCUCCACGUGCCGGGACACCAAUGGCUCCUACGCGUGCGACUGCAACACAGGAUACACGGCGACUGGAAAUACAUGCGAAGAUGUCAACGAAUGCAGCAGCAGCAAUGGAAACUGUUCCUAUGAAUGCAACAACACCCCCGGAAGUUACUUCUGCUCAUGCCCAUCGGGUUAUACUGGAACCGGAAAUGCAUGCACAAAGGUUUCCGAAGCCUUUGGUGCCUACGUACGAUUCAAUGUGGACCGAAGCGCCGCUAUCAACCAGGGGCCAACAUCACAGGCAUACAAGGAUCUCGUCGUACAGAUAGAAGCUGCGAUUAAUAGCGUGGCCAAUGCCACUAUCCCUUCAGAGAACUUCGUGCCCGCUAAAGUGUACAACUUGACUAUCGGCAGCGUCAUCGCCUACUCCGAACUCAAUAUCAACCCAACCGCAACAACCAACACCCAGAGUCUUGCGGCGGCCAUUGUCGAAGCCUUAGCCGAUGGCCCCACAGUGACAGUUGGUUCGACCUCCUUUCCUGUUUCAGGCGUCACAUACAAGGGACAAACCAUCCCCGCCUCUGGAAAUGCAUGUGAUACACUGAAGAUAUUGAGAACGUUUGCAAGUGAUGAAUAUUGUGAAGUUGAGAACGGACUGCCAGUUGUCAGAAAGCUACCCGCACAACAGCUGAACGUUCCCCUUAUUGUCGGUCUGACUGUUCCCAUCGCUCUCGUCGUCAUCAUCAUCUUGAUCAUCCUCAUAUACGUCUGCUGUUGCAAAAACAAGCCCACGCCUGUUCGCCGCUUCCUUGUUGAAGAACGUAACAACCAAGCCUUUAGAAGUGCAUUCUCGGGUAAUCUACCAACCAAGGGCAACUUCGGUGCUUCUCGUUACAUGAUGUACUCUCCACACACACUCUCCGAGACCGCGUCCCAGGACAGCGGGGAAAACUUCAGAUAUGGCCGACCAAAGGUUCUGGAAGGACGCUCGGACUUCCAGGAUAUGCCGGGCCCCGAUGACAGAUCGUACCCUUACUCCAGCCCAAGAGACGGAGGCGCUUAUCCAGACACAAGCAGAUCCAACUUUUCAUGGGAAAAUAUGUUCAAUGUAUUGGAGCCUACAAGAAAUGGGCCGUUUGAGGUACCGAGGCCGAAUGUGAACAGUUCACCAAACCGAGUAUACAGGAAUGGAAGACACCGCGAUUCAUUAGCAUAGAAGACAGAAGUUUGUCUAAUUUAUUCCACGAUGGUUAAUAUAUGUCGCAUGUGUCAAAGACAACAGGAAAACGGCAUGGAAGCAAUAUAUUUCUUCUUCGGAAUACAAUUCCAACAUCGUUGUUCGACAAUCAAAAGGAUGAUUACCAAGAGAAAUUUCUUUAAACCCUGUGUGCGGAUAGAUGUCGUUUUUUCAAUUCUGGAUGGCUUAUUGUUUAUCUGGCUACAUGCUUGUGGUUUCAAGAGAGUUCGGCUCUGGCUACCAGCUUGAUGGGACGUGGUAUCUGGAUACCUGCAAUGUGGACUGUUGCUUUUGCUACUGGUGUGAUUGCCCCACGCUCAGCACUGGCAUUGUGAACUGUUAUUCAUAGAUAUAUUACACUGGAUAUAUUACUGUCUCUCGACAUAUAUUGGUAUUAUAUUGAUCUAGCAUGACAAUUCAAAGGUUAAUCCUAUCAGUGCUAUACUUUUAACCAUAUAUAAUAGAACACAAAACACAUCUUCACAUUUUGUGCCAAUCACAGUCAAUAUUUGACUUGUUUAUUAUCAGGAAAAUAAUUGAAAUAGAACCUUGUUGACUUUGGCAACUUCAAAUGUGAAGGUAUGUUUUCAUUUACCGGAUUAUUUUUAAUGAUAUUAACUGUUUCUACCAAUGAUAUGAAACAGUUAGUGAAUGCCUUUUUUAUUGAAAAAAUAUUGCUACACGUGUGCACUAUCCUAUUACAAUGUUAAAUAUAACCUUUAUGAAGCAAUAUUUUAAAAUGAAUGAUAUAUUAUAUACAUUUCAAGCAUAGGUGAUCGUCGUUCCAUAUUCAUGUAAAGUGUAUAUAUUAUAUCAUGUAUAUGAUGAUUUUGUGACAUCUUGUGACGAGAUGGCUAAUGACUUUAUAAUCGCUGAAAUCCUUAUUUUUUGUUAUUUACGUUACAAUUGUACAUAUGUAUUAUAAUACAGUGAUGUUUAUUUUUCUACUUUGAACACUAUUUCAACAAAAUUUGACAUAUAUUUUAUAUGACACACUAUCAUGCGAUUUUCUUCAUUUUACAAAUUAAAAAAAUAAUUUUGUUUUGAUUUUGAAGAGAGUUCCAUAGACAGUGCAGAUUUUGUUUUUAUUGUUUUAAUAAACUUUUUAAAAACUUAAAAAA